This is a messenger RNA of Clunio marinus, 3714 nucleotides long. NCBI's taxonomy places the organism in Eukaryota, Metazoa, Arthropoda, Insecta, Diptera, Chironomidae. The record is from the annotation of a GenBank genome assembly.
UACUUAUUGACAAGUUUGUUCAAGUUUGUACAUUAAAUUUUAGCAUAGAUAGCAUUGCAUUCUAUAAAAUUCAAAGAUGAGCGAUAAAAAUAUGAAGAAUCAAAUCCGUCCAAUAACUCGAAAUUUGUCGAGACCAGCACCACCACGAUUUUCUGAAGUUAAUAAAAGUGCAGGCAAUCUCAAGACAACAUUCAAAACCAGUGUUUUGGCAUUCCAGUCAGUGAAGAAAGUUAAGAUCACACAUUACGAGAAGGGCCCAUUUAUGUUUUAUGUUCAACUAGAGUCAUCUGAUAAUGAUUUCAAAAAGUUUUCUGAGAAACUUCAGAAAGCAGAACUUCGACAUUUUAAAGACAGUCCAAACUCAAUCGGAUUAGCAUGUCUUGCUAAACAUGAGAAACAAAUUUACCGCGCCGCUAUUGCAAAAAUACCUCAGAAUUCAUCACAAAGUAAUUUCUACGUAAAUUUCGUAGAUUUUGGCUACAAUGCAUUCAUUAAAGAAGAAAAUUUAUUUCACAUUCCGGAAGAAUUUGCUGAUCAAACAACAUUCGCAAUUCCUUUUUGUCUCAAUCGAUAUGACUCUAAAGAUAUGCAAGCAUCGCCUGAAGAAUUACAGUUUUAUUUCCGGUUAUUGACAGAGAAUCAAAUGAUGACUUUGAAAUGCGUUCCGUCAGAUGGACCUCCAAUCUCACAAUACUGUGAGUUAUUUGAUGAUAAUAAGAUAAGCAUUUAUGAGAAGUUGAAACGAUGGAAUCCAUACAGCAAUGAACUUAAAUUUCUUCCUCAGCCAAAGCUUGACUUGAAAACUCCUUUAAAAGUCAAAGUUUCUUAUGUUGAUUCGACAAAAGAAUUUUAUGUUCACGUACAACAACCGGACAUUGUGAAUGCAUAUGAUUCUCUUUGUGAUGAUUUAUUCAAAUUUAUGUGUCAUGCUCCACUUUAUCGAUAUCCGAAAGUAGGAAGUUGCUGUGCAGCUUUUCUCAGUGAGGAAUGGUAUAGAGUUCAAAUCGUUGGCAUUAAAAAUAACAUUGUACAAGUCAAAGUCGUUGAUUUUGGAAUUGUCGAAGAAGUAACUCCGAAGCAAGUUCGUUUGCUGCCUGAAUACUUUUUCAAGGAUCCCCCAUUCGCUCAUCAAGCUUUCUUAAAAGGAUUCGAAAAUAUGGAGAUUUCUGAUAAUAUCAGCACACAAUUUGACAUAUUUUGCGGUGAUGGAACAGGUGAAAGAAAAACAUUCAAGAUGACAGCUCAUGAAAUCGUCAACAACUCUUAUUCAGCUGAAUUAGAAGAUACAUCAGUAAUGCCUAGUGUAAAUGUUAAUAAAUUAUUGCUUAAAAAUAGUCGUCCGUUGAUUGAAACAAUUCAACUUGAAAACGCAAUGAAACGUCAAAAGGAUUCAUCGAAAAAAGACGGACGAACAACGAAAGCAACUUCAAAUGACAAUCUUGAUCAAAACCGAGGCAAUAAUUCCACACGUGGUGGUCCAGGAAUUAAUUUUGUUAGCAAAGGUUCCCAGAGAAAUAACAUCAACAGUCAAUCUGAUACAAGCAAAAUGCAACAAAGUCAAAGAACUCAUUUUGGAAAAGUAAUAAGAAACGAUGGCAGCGCAUCGAAUACUCAGAAGUCUCCUGAUAGAUCGAAUGUUCAAAAACAAAAGAAUGACAACCAAAAAUCUGGUUGGGUUUCAACUCUUCUUUCCAUCAAUACAGCAUUUGUUCACUAUGAUGAACACAUUGAAGGAUUGGAAAAGAUUCUGGAUGAAAUGUUUGCAUUCUAUGAGAAUAAAAACUCUCGGCCAGUUCUGAAGGAUCCACAAAUUGGGAUGGAUUGUGCAACUCGCAGUAAUGAUGGCAACUGGUAUCGGAGUCGUAUCGGAGCAUUUCAAGCAGGUGAUAAAAUAAAAGUCUUCCAUCGUGAAUACGGAAAUUCUGAGAUUAUUCACAAAUCCAAAGUUCGAGUACUAGACGACAAGUUUGUGAAGAUUGGCGAUCUUGUUGUGGAAUGUUUCUUCUUAAUAAAACCGAAUGAUCCCAAUGAUAAAUAUUUGUUCAAUGAAAUGUUGAAGAUUUUUGAAAAUGGUGCAAAAGAGUUCACAUUUAAAGUCGUUCAACCAUUUAAAAGUGGAUUCAUAAUAGAACCAAUUGACCAGAUCACGAAUAAGAAUGUCAUCGAUGAGUUAAUUAAACGUAAAAAAGCUCAGAAAAUUUCGUUGGAUGAACUUGAAAAAAUUUUGAAUUCUUGUGGUGCUGAGAAAGAUGAAUCUGUGAAUGAUAAAGCUGCAAGAAAAUCGCCUGAAAAAAGAAAGAAAAAUAACAAAAUUGCUAGUAAACCAAUUGAAAAAUCAUUAGAGGUAAACCAAGAACCAGAGGAAAAGAUAUCUUUGGAAACAACUGAAAAUGUCAAAGAAGAAAAAGUUGCAGUAAAAAUUACGGCAAUUACAAGUCCAACAGAUUUCUAUAUUUCUCGAGUUGAUGAUUUCAAUGCGUUCAAACAAUUCCAUGCUGACAUUCAAAUUAUUGCAUCAAAUGCUUCUACUUUGAAAGUGUUUGAAGAAGGCACACUAUGUUUAGCUAAGCAACCAUUUGAUUCUUGUUGGUAUCGUGCAAAGAUCAUUGACAAUGAUGAAAAUGAUCAAAACAUCAUGGUGACUGUUCGAAGUGUUGAUGAUGGAAAAACAUUUUCAGUUGACGACAAAUGUUUAAAGGUAAUGCCAAAUGCACUAGAAGAGAGAAAAUUCUUUGGUAUUUUAUGUUCAUUGCCUGUACGACUUGAGAGAAAGAAUGAAGACAAUGCAACAACGAUGAUGAUAACACUCAUGGAUAAUGUGCUUCAUUCUUUAUUUGUAUGCAAACAACGAAUGGAAAAGAAAUGUUAUAUCGAUUUGUUCGUUGAGUCUGAAAGUCUAACUGAGAAGUUAAUUCAAAACGGAUUCGCACAUCGUUUAGAUACGAUUGAAGAUGGACGUGGUUAUACAUCGCAUAUCAAUUCAUUGUCUUCAUUUUAUCUUCAAUUUGAGAUUGAUCAAUUGAAAUUGGAUCUAAUUUCACAAUACUUUGAAGAAACUAAGGGCAACUUUGAAAAAAUUGAUGGUAAAGAAGGUGACAUCGUUGCAGCGCUUUUUCCAGAUGAUAAUUGUUGGUAUCGUUCGAAAAUCGAAUCAAUUGAGGAUAAAUCAUUCAUGGUAAAGUUCAUCGACUUUGGAAAUGUUUGUCUUGUUGAGAAAAUUGGUUUAAUAGCCGAACAAACAAUAAUAGAACUUCCUGCAAUGUCUAAACAUUGUUGUUUAUCUAAACCAAAAGGGAUAAAAGAUUACAGUGAAGCUGCUGAAAAGAAAUUUAUUGAGAUCUGUGACAAUGGAGCAACUAUAGUCAAUGUAUCCAUGGUUGAACCGGGAAAUCCAGUUGAAAUAGAUAUUUCAGUUGACGGAAAGAAUAUUGCAGAAGAUCUUAUGAUAUUAUCUGAACCAUUUGAAAAUAAUAUAAUGGAAUCAUCAAGUGAUUGAAUAUUUAUUUAUUUAUCAUCUUCCCAUCUUUGUGCCUUAAAUUAAUUCAUUGUCUUCCUGAAUUUAUUCGAAAUCAUGCUCAUGCACUGAAAGCCUCCCUGAAUGAUUUCAAAUCUGUUUUUUUUUAUUACCUAUAUGCCUUUAACUAAUUCGUACUGAUUAACCAUUUUGUAACUAAAUAACUUGCAAUAUAUUGAAAAAUAAAUAAAUAUUUUUAA